AUGGUAGCCUCACAUAUCACAGAGACUGACAAUGUUAGAAUGGGUAAACAAGUCUGGCGAGGCCAAGAUUCUCAGUGGAGGAAGUCUACUCCUCCUCCACCUUCAUUCUUCACCAGAAGGGCAAACAAUAAGUUUGUUCUCAAGGAUAUUGAUGGGCAUUUCCAUGACAUGCAGCUGGAUGAGAUCCUCCAGAGAACUAGCAUGGAGGAUACACGAUCCUCUGAUGAGAGCUUGGGUCCCUCAGUGUUUACUGCAUCCCCCUCAUACAAAUCUUCAUUUGCCCAAACACCCAUCACUUCCCUAAAAUCACUCUACCCCCAUAGUAAACCUGGCAGUGUUUCUCCGUCAGGAUCUUCUUCUCAUCAGAGCAACCUCAUAGUUCCACGACCGAGACUCCCAGAUCCAGUUGCCCGGCGGCGAGACAGUGGUUCAUUGUAUAGUGUUGAAGACAUCUCCCUCAAAGCUUGUGCAUACACUGCCAAUGCAACUCAGACUUCACCCCGGAAUUCUGUCCUGAGACAGAAUGAUACAGAUCCUACUUCCAAGGUUGAGAUCGACUCUGAGUCCCAAAACCUGGAUGAGUACUUGAGAAAGUACGGCCAGAGGAAAGUGACCCGACAUAAGUGGAUCAUGACGGGUUUCCUGAUCUCUGCCAACUUCAUGUUCAUCUUUGCAUCUUGGUGGUGGCCUCGAUACUACUACGUUUACAUCCCUUUCAUCUCAUUCCCACUGGUUCUCAACUGUAUCAUGAUUGCCUCCAUCAUCUGCAUCAGUCUCAAGAAUCUCAUUGUGACCCAGAAGAUUAUUGAGCCAGACCACAUUGAGAACCUGAUUAUGAUUAUGCCUUGCUACAAUGAGACUCUCGAAGAAUGCACCAAGUCACUUGACUCUCUUGUCGAGCAAGUCGGCAUAGACAACCACAAGAGAGGCAUCAUGGUCAUCUGUGAUGGUCGUGUCCGUGGACCCGGAAUGGAUAAGACGACAGCUCAGUAUCUUAAAGAAGAUAUCUUUGUUGGGAAGAUUCACUCCGAGAAGAUCCGCAGUGCAUAUAGAGCUUGGGACGGUCAAGCCAUGGAUGUCGACAUCUCAUGGGGUUACUACAGGGGUGUGCCGUUCUACUGUAUCAUCAAGGAACAGAACCAGGGCAAACGCGAUAGUCUCAUCGUUGUCCGCUCAUUCCUGUACAAGUACAACAUUCGAGACACUAAGCCGACGACAAUUUUCUCGUCCCGGUUUCUGCUCUCAAUGACCGACUGGCUCUCCCAAGAAGUCAGAGUCAACCAAGUCGAUCACCUGAUCGGUAUGGACGCAGAUACUGUGUUUCAAAACAACUGCAUCUCAGAGCUCCUAAAAGAGUCAAAGUAUCCCAACACAGUUGGGGUCUGCGGCUACGUCGCGGUCGACUUCAGCGGAGGCAAUUGGAACUUGUGGUCUAUCUACCAGAAUGCCGAGUACACAAUUGCCCAGGGACUGAGACGGCUACACCAAUCCAUUGCAACAAAGAAAGUCUCCUGUCUGCCUGGUUGUUGCCAGUUGCUUAAGAUUUGCGACAUGACAUGCGGUGACAAGGUCCUCAUUGAACAAUUUGGAUACUAUCCCAGACCUUUAGAUGGCAUGAUCAAACGCAUUCGAGCCACUGCGUCUGAAGAUCGAAACCAUAUAUGUCAACUUCUCACCACCUUUCCAGAAGCACAGACUCGUCAAGCUUUGCGCGCGAGGGCUUACACUGAUGUACCCCAUUCUUGGAGUGUCUUUCUUUCUCAACGUCGCCGCUGGACACUCGGAGCUACAAGCAACGACUUGCUACUGUUUACGGCCAGGCAUUGCCAAUGGUGGGAGCGUAUACUAGCAUUUUCGAACGUUCUUACCUGGUCACUCAACGUUUUCGUUAUCGCCUCUAUCGGUUGUAUGAUCGUGGCUUUUAUGCACCAGCCAUGGUGGAUUAUCAUGGCAUUUGCAGGCAUCAUGAUUGUCCCUCUUAUUUACUAUAUUAUCAUGGCAAUUUGGCUUCCAGAGUCAAUGCUGGAGAGGUUCCAGUACCUCCUCGGUUUGUUCAUCUUUGUUGUUCUGGGACCGUUUUUGAACAUUGCCGUCAUGGUGUUUGCAGUGUUCAAUAUGGAUAGUUUUGGCUGGGGCAAGACAAGGAAGGUCAUCGUUGAGACUCCUGAGGAACAGUUAAAGGAGAAACAGAACAUUGGGGAUACCGGCAGUGGUUCCAAUUCGUUACCGGGAACCUUUAGCAGUGACCAGAGAGAGGAGGUGGCUAUAAGUGCAACCGUCAGGAAGCCAGCGGUAGUAUACGUGCCUCCAACUACGCAGCACUUGUAG
Fusarium poae is the source of this 2328-nucleotide messenger RNA. RefSeq lists its product as uncharacterized. The transcript has 3 exons. NCBI's taxonomy places the organism in Eukaryota, Fungi, Ascomycota, Sordariomycetes, Hypocreales, Nectriaceae. The coding region runs from base 1 to 2328 and encodes 775 amino acids. Gene Ontology annotation, molecular function: chitin synthase activity. The record is from RefSeq and is a predicted model, not a curated record. Gene Ontology annotation, cellular component: cell periphery; cell septum.